Messenger RNA from Lagopus muta (rock ptarmigan), 4246 nucleotides. It is a transcript of the gene LRRC56, whose product is annotated as leucine rich repeat containing 56. NCBI's taxonomy places the organism in Eukaryota, Metazoa, Chordata, Aves, Galliformes, Phasianidae. The transcript has 15 exons. Gene Ontology annotation, molecular function: protein binding. The record is from RefSeq and is a predicted model, not a curated record. The coding region runs from base 911 to 2908 and encodes 665 amino acids.
CACAGGUGAAGGCAAUUCAUCUCGUGACCCCUCUUAGACCUCAUUUACAGGCUGACCAGUACUGGGGAAGCAUCUCUGGUUGGGGAUCUCUUCCUUGUGGAGUCUUUUCUGUAAGCCUAGCUCUUAGGACACUGGGGUUGAACAGAGAAGAAGAACUGGAAUGAUGCCAUAGUGCUCCCCAACAGGAGGUGAUGAAUGGGACAAGCAUGUUGCUGCUCGUGUAGCCAAGUGAUGAGCCAACAGUGCAAGUUCUGCUCUUGCUGCUAACAAAGCUGUACCGCCUCUGCCUCAAGCUGUUUCCUGCACAGCUCUCCUUGCCCUGCAACCAUCCCUAGGGCUCCGUUCAGCCAGGAUCCCUCGCUUCAGGGAACACGCGGAGCUCUCCUCCCCUCAGUGCCCAUCAUGCCGCAGCCGGUCGCCAGCCGGCGGGCACGGCGCGUCGGGGCGGGGCGGCGGAGGGAGGCCGGGGCUGCCCCGUGGUGGCGGCCGUUGCCGGGUAACUGGGGCGUCCUCGGCAGCAGGUGGGAGCCGUUCCGGCCCUGUAGCGGCCGGUUUCUGUUGCUGGGAGCCUUUCUUCGUGCCCCGGUCCCUCGCAGGGAGCAGUUGGUGGCAGCCCGGAGGCGCCAGAGUGUUUGUGGGAGCCGCGGGCGCCGAGUUAGCGGGCGGUUGCCUGUCCUGAGCAAUCCCACCAGCCCGCUUGCCCGUGGUCAUGCACCUGGCCUGCACCGUGCUCGUGGAAAACUCCAUUAUUUCACCAUGUGAACGUUCCUGUUCAUCUCAGAGUUUUCCAUCCCGUUCAAAACUUUCUGGUUAUGAAGGAAUCAAACAAGAAAUUGCACUGCGGGCGAAUGCAUCAUUGAAGAUAAGUGGAGAUGAAUGACUAGUAAAUGAAAAUCUCUAUAGCAGAGGGAUGGAAAGAAGAAGGGGCAGGACAGCAGCACUGCUGGAAGAAAAGCAUAUGAAGAAGGACCUGAAGUGGAAUCCUGGCAGAGCUUCUCGUCCAGCCUCAGCUACAGUUCGGGUGACUGACUUGAGUUGGCGAGGUAACCUAAAUCCCAGUCCACUGAUUAAAGAUGAUGGAGAACUACUUAUGGAUGAAUACCUUUCCCCCAGGAAACUGAAAGCUUUGACAGGGAUGGAUGAUCUGCAGCAAGUAAAGGCCCUGGAGAUGCAAGUAGAUACAAGAGAGAGCAGCUUGGGGAACUUUGGUGCCUAUCUACCUAAUCUGAGAGAGCUGAAGUUGAACAAUAGCUUGCUCGUAUCUGUGAGGGAUCUCGGAACCACAUUGUCCCAUCUCCACGUGCUGUGCAUGGUUUGCUGUGGGCUCUUAGAUUUAGAUGGAAUCUCUGCCUUCAGCUCUCUAAAAGAACUCUACAUAGCCUACAACAAAAUCUCAGACCUGUGCCCACUGAGCUUUUUGGAUCACCUUGAGGUUUUGGACCUGGAAGGAAACAAUAUUGAGGACAUCAACCAGAUGCAAUACCUGGGGCUUUGCUGCAAACUGAGCAGCCUGACAGUGCAGGGCAACCUUAUUUGUUUAAAGCCAAAUGCAGAAUCUGCAGAGGAACUAGAUUACAAUUACAGAGCUGAAGUGAAAAAACUCAUUCCCCACCUGGAGUAUUUGGAUGGAAUGCCAGCAAGCCAGACUGCCGUCUCUCCUUCCAGUAAGAUGAAUGAGGACUGGCUAAUCAUCAAGGAAUCCAUCAAGGAGGGUGGUUUGCCCAGAGACAUUUCAUGGUUAGGUCCAUGUGCAAUGGCAAGGCAGCCUGGAUGCAGCCCAAGACCUCCUACAACUUCCAGACCUGGAACUGCACAGUGGUCUGCUAGCGCAGGAAGGUGUAACAGUUCCCGUCUGUUGUACAGCAGCUCUCCUCUUCCAGAUCCCACUAUUUCUGAAGACCUGUUUCCAGAUGACUCCAGUGAUUUGACACAUGGACUCAGCCAAGUGAUAUGUGGUAACCCCAUCAAGGCCCUUCGUGCAAGGAGGCUAAAGCUAGGUCCACCUGCAGCGAGCUCCUUGAAACUGCGCAGUCUGAAGAUAGAAAACCCUGACAUCUCUGUAGGAGGAGGAGAUGUGAGCCAGGAAGACGUCUUCUCUGCACCGAGAGCGUGGAGAGAGCAGCAUCAGCGGCGGUGCCUGCACACAGCUCAGCAAGAAAGUGUCAUCCCAGCAGCAAAGCUAGCUAUAGAUGAUAAGGAAGAGGAUGAAGGCUGCAGCCCAGCCAGUGGUGCUGAGAGUGAGCUGAGGGACACCUCAGAUGAGGAUCUCACUGAAGGGAUUUCACCUGAUUCUACUUGCCACUCCUGUCUCUCCCAGUCCUCCUCAGAUUCAUUACGUGCUCAGGAAAGCCAAAACCACUGUCUAAUUCCGUAUCCUCCAAAAAGUCCUUCACCUGCAACUCUGAUGGGUUUUGCAGCAAGACCCCGGGAGCUGAGGAAGCACAGGGCAAGGUGCCUGAAGCUAACCAGCCCAGAGGAGGACAGGCAGCCCCAGCAAUGCCAGGCAAGGGCAACUCAAGAGACUUCAGCUCAGCUGCUGGGCAAGGGCCUUGCUCUGCUGAGCUUGCACAGUGCACCGGCAGCACAGAAGUCUCUGCCCUUCAGCCCCCAAGGGCAUUGCCAGCCUGAUGGCAGCACUGCCAGGCAGAGGCCUAUCUCAGGACCCGCAGCUGUUGGAUCAGCAGGCAUCAGCCCCACCUUGGACACGAGUCCCUGCAGAGUGACCAGCCAUCCCCAGCCAGUUGUCCUCUCACCCCCAAUCCCCUCAGGGAGGGUUGGGCUGAUGAAUGCUGUUUGCCCUCCAACUGCUGGGGCAGUGCUGCAGAAGCUGCCAGCCAGUCCCUCCAUCUCAUCAACGUCUCAAAGCAGGAGUCUCCCAUUCAUAGCCCGUGUGUAUCAGACCCAUUGACGCCGUGUCAUCUCCACGCACUGGGUGCAGUCCUGACACUUGGAGGAUCAGUGCCAUCUUUCAGCCGCCUCUGCAAGAUAAAAGCAGAACUGUGCAAGUAGAGCAGUUCAAACAAAUGCCAUGAUUUGCCUCAAUUAAGGCUACAGCUGGUCCAGAAGUACUUUCUUUAAAGAGCACCUGCUGAUCAACAGAAGAGCUAAUCAACCCCUGAUGACAGCCAACGUGGUUAUUUUUUGCACAGCCUUCAUGCACUAAAGCAGAACAACUCUUAAUGUAUUUCCUCUCUCCUGCCUCGUGCCCCACUCUGUGGGUGAGGCAGUGGCAGUAAACCAGCAGGGCUCAGUGCCUGCCAGUUCCAGGGUGGGCUGGAAGAAGUAGGAGACGUGCAGCAUUCCACCUCAUGCUCAGCAGCCUGGCCAACAAGCAUCCCUGCUGUGUGUGGCUUUUGCAGAACUCAGCAUUCAGGGGCAAAGCCGAGUGUUCAAGGCAGCAUUGACCUGAGCAUGUUUGCGUAUCGUAUGACUGAGUCAUUUUAAAUAAUGCAGAGGCAAAGAUGAGGCAGGGGAAGUAAGAAAAUGAUCUCUUGUUUUAUAGUGGGGCAUUUGCUUUAUAGUUGGUUGAGAUUCAAAAGAGCUGGUUUUAGUGGCUGCAGGCUGUGGUGCUGAUCCCAGUGGCUGUGCCUUAUGACUUUAUUGAUGUUACAGUCUUAAACAGCAUCAUCAUAUUUUUUACAGUUUCAGUUACCGUGUUGGAUAUAUAUUUUAAAAUCACUUGAUGAAACAGUAAUUAUGUGAUGAGUUAAUUAAUUGUUUUAUGUCUUCUCUCUACCAGUCAGCUAAAAGUAAAGGAACGGGAUGGCAGGGAAAGCCCAAAAUCUUCAGCUUGUUAUGGUGCACUGCUUUCACUUAGAAAAUAUCCUGCAGCUGGUAGCUAGUUUGCCUAGUUUUGGUGGGCACUAGAGAAAAUCAUCCAUCAAAAAGCAUCAAAAACAACUUGGUGUGUGAUCCAUGAAAUGCUGUGGAUGAGGCAGAUGUUGCCCAACACCAAUGCUUGUGUCAUUAAAGUGGCUCCUCGGAUUGACUCUUUGCCAGUGUCACUGGCCAUGACCAUGGCCAAAAAGAACCUGACCCAAGGAAGUGGCAGCACAGUUUUCAGAAAUAGUCUGCAGCAAGGUAACAAUCAGGCUCUUCUUGUGCAGGGCUGUAACAGCGGGUGAUGGGUAGGAGCACGCUCUUUGGGUAUUCUGAGCCUCCUUCUCAGUUUGUGUCUUUGGUUUCAAGAGGGCAGAAAAAAAAAAGCAUAAGUGGGUUUUUGUGCUUAGAAAACGGGGCAGCUGGA